Molecule: messenger RNA, 772 nt
Organism: Neltuma alba
Lineage: Eukaryota; Viridiplantae; Streptophyta; Magnoliopsida; Fabales; Fabaceae
Product: probable calcium-binding protein CML27
Exons: 1
Coding region: 83-508 (141 amino acids)
Molecular function (GO): calcium ion binding
Source: RefSeq, a predicted model, not a curated record
CUUCUACUUCGAAAACGCGUUAAAGCAAGGAGACGCGUGAAGUGAAGGCCACUUCUCUGUGUCUCUGUCUCCUUGCCUUCCGAUGGACGAAGAAACUCGCCGGAUCUUCAACAAGUUCGACAUUAACGGCGACGGCAAGAUCUCCAGCUCUGAGCUGAAGAAGAUGCUGCUCACACUUGAUUCCAAAACGACAUCGAAGGAGAUCGAGCGCAUCAUGGCUGAGCUUGACAAGAACGGCGACGGCUACAUUGAUCUCAACGAGUUCGCUGAUUUCCACCAAUCUGGUGGAGGAAAGGUCGCCGACUCAAGAGAGCUACGCGACGCCUUUGAUCUGUACGACUUGGACAAGAACGGACUGAUCUCGGUCACUGAGUUGCAUGCUGUGCUGCGAAAGUUAGGGGAGAAGAGAUCCUUGAGCGACUGCCGGAAAAUUAUCAGCUCCGUCGACACCGACGGCGAUGGUAACGUCAAUUUCGAGGAGUUCAAGAGGAUGAUGACUCGCGCCUAGAACCAUAUAUACAUACACCCUCGAAUUGAACGGUAGGUGAAUGCUUGAAGGAUGAUUGUGGAGACUAUAUCUGUAGUAUUUACAUGCAAUAUUACGGAUUCUAUUCUCUGCAAUCGUUUCAUGUGUUAGAUUAAGGUCUUACUAUUAGUGAAUGAUCGAUUAAUUGUAUGCAAAACCUUUCUUUAACGUCGCUAAUGAUUGUAAACAAUAUCUCGUGUUUUAUAAUUUUAUAUUGUCCAUUAUUGCUAACCAUUUCGUAUUUCA